AUGUCGACCAGUAAGCAUUUCUUACCCGCGCGCCCUGACCAUAAUGUAUUUCCUAAACACCCAGCACCAACUAACAAACGUCUCAGAUGGGGAUUUGACCCUGACCUCUUCUUCGAUACUGACGGCCGCACCUAUCUCACCACUACCCUAGGUUCCCAAUUCGCCGACCCCGACUCCGGUUACUUCGCAAUCUGGAUCUCUGAGAUUGAUAUUAAAACCGGCAACGCGCUUAGCGAAGCCAGGCUCUUCCAUGUCAGUGACUUGCCGCUGAAUACGCCGAGGCUUGCGGAGGGGAGCCAUUUGUUCAAGCAAGAAGGCUGGUAUUAUUUGCUAACAGCGGAGGCGGGUACCGAGGCGGGUCAUAGGGCUAUGAUUUCCCGCGCAAGAAGCCUGAACGGGCCUUGGGAGGCAAAUCCGCAGAAUCCAAUAUUGUACAAUGGGCACAAUAUGUCAAAUCCGAUUCUAGCCACUGGCCAUGCCGAUUUCGUUAGCACCCCCACCGGCGAUUGGUACGCUGUCUUCCUAGGAACUCGUCCCCAAAAUCCUGCCAACAGCACUGGCAAGAAUCAGCUAGGCCGGGAGACGUUUAUGGCCUCUAUGAAGUGGGUAGAUGGGUGGCCGGUGAUUAAUAAUGGAAAAGAUAUCACGUUUGAGAUGCCAGGAUUGUACGAUCUUGAGAGACCGAAGAAGUGGAGAGAUGAUUUCGGUGGAAAGUUGGGAGAUAAGGGUUAUUACACUCCGAGAACACCCUAUAAAAAGUUUUAUAGCCUGGAUGAGAGACCGGGAUGGCUUAGAAUCAAAGGGAAUCCAUAUACGCUGAGUGAUAGGGAGACUCCGGCUACUCUGAUGCGAAAACAGGUAGACUUGGGAACCGUUUGGAGUACUGAGCUUGACUUUAAGCCUACCAAUCCCCGCCAUGAGGCAGGCGUCACAAUAUUUCUUUCUAUUCAUUACCACAAUGAGAUAGCCAUCACACUCCACCCCGAGACUAAAAAGCGAGUUAUUGCAGCAAAGACCCGCACGGGGGUAGAUGCAUCACUAAAUACAACGUACGCAGAGAUCCCAGAAACUGGGACAGUGAAGCUAUAUAUCAAGGCAGAACCGUCCAAAUACUCACUUGGAUAUGCCACGGGUAAUGGACAGCCAACAUAUAUCGCAGAAGUAGAAAACCAAUGGUUACAGGCGUAUUUGCCGGGGUGGCAGGUAUUCACAGGGUCAUUUUUCGGCGUGUAUUCGACAGCUGGGUUAGGGUUGCCGAUGCUUGUGCCUGCGGUAUGA
Molecule: messenger RNA, 1278 nt
Organism: Morchella sextelata
Lineage: Eukaryota; Fungi; Ascomycota; Pezizomycetes; Pezizales; Morchellaceae
Exons: 4
Coding region: 1-1278 (425 amino acids)
Biological process (GO): carbohydrate metabolic process
Molecular function (GO): hydrolase activity, hydrolyzing O-glycosyl compounds
Source: RefSeq, a predicted model, not a curated record